AUGGAUGAUAAAAAGAAAGAAGAAACAGAUCCACGAUUGGAUUUCAUCAGUACUUACAUAUUAAAAACAUUUCGAUUAAAAAUUGACAAAUGGCAAAAGUUAAUGUCAUCUGAUGACAAGACAAUAGUUUAUGAUUGGUUGAGCGAUCCAAAAGCUGAAAGAUUGUGCUUUACGUUGGGAUCUUCUGGAGGUUUGGCGGUUUUCAACAACUUUCCUACAUCGUCAAAGUCAAAAAUUUCUUACUUUAUUCGGAAAUCAGCAGUGAUGUUAACACCUGAGAACAUCAGAAAGGAAUUAAUUUUUGGUGACAUGUCACCUCGUCCUAUGCACGAUCUUUCGAUUAUGCUUGAUGAAGUUUAUUAUCCAAUUCUAAAUAAUCCAGAAAAUCAGGAAGGUUGGCCUGACGCAAUAAAAAAGGAUGUUGAUCUUCACAUUCAGGAUCUGCGUAACGUCAUAGCUGAGGUUAAAGGAAACAUCAACAAUCAAACUUUGCUUCCAAUGCCGAUAACAAUCGCCAAAGUUUUCGAUGUGGAAAAUGAAUUGUCGAUGGGUAACAUGGAUGCAUGCGAUAUUAAAAUGAAGAACUCAUUGGAAGGAAUUGUCAUCAAAUGGGCGUUUCAAGUCGAUAAAGUGCUGAAAGAAACAUCUUCGAGUCUUUUCGAUAAAAACAAUCAUCCAACACCAAUGGCUGAGAUCGAUUUCUGGGAGAAACGACGAAAGAAUAUUAUGAACAUUUAUGAUCAAUUACGAGACCCAAGAGUGAAGAAAAUUGGAAGCAUUUUGGAACUUAUUGAUUCAGUUUACUUCAGUACAUUCAGCAACACUUUAAAAAGCAUUGUCACAUCACUUCAUGAAGCCAACGACAUCACGUUAUACUUGAAACCUUUGAUAAAAAUUUAUGAAAUCAAAACGAAAAUUAUUUUCCCACAGAAAGCGCAUAUCGAUCGGAUUGAGCGAGACGAUUUUCUUGAAAAUGAAGAUAAAAUUCGCCCACUUUAUCAUGUGAUUUGUCUAAUUUGGUCACAUUCAAAGUACUACGGAUUGAACAGUCGAAUAACGACACUUCUUCGAAUGGUCAACAACAUGAUGAUAGAAAGUGCAACGAAGUCACUUGAUCCAGGAUCUCUUUUUCAAGGAGAGCCCGAUGAAUCGUUAGUGACAUUAGAAAAAGUGAUUUUUAUCUUGGAAGGGCAUAAAGAUUGCUUCAAGGAAUAUCGUGACAAGUUACCGACAUAUGCACGUCCUGACAAAGAUGCAAUUUUAUGGUCAUUUCGGCCUAAAGAUAUUUUUGAAAGAUUCGAUUUAUUCCUGGAACGUCUUUACGUCGUUCGUGACAUUUUUGACACUGCAAAUGAAUUUAGCAAAGUUGAGAAAAUUGAACUUGGAGGGUUGAAAGGUCGUAAUUUGAGUCGCGGAAUGCAAGAAGCUUUCAAUGAUUUCAAAAAUCUUUACAUGAAAUGGACUCAAGUUCAAUUUGAUCCACUCGACCCAUCGCCACACUUGAAAGAUUUCGAGAAUGAAAGAAAAAGUUUUCAAGUAGAAUCGGAGAUUUUAGAACGAAGAUUAGCAGCAAUUCUCGUGCAAUCAUUCGACGAAUGUUACACAAUGGAAUCGCUUAUCAAGUUAAUUGAAGUAUGUGGAACUCUCUUACAAAGGCCAAUCAUUUACAAUGAAAUUAAGGAAAAGUUAAAUAAAAUUAUUGAGCUUUACAAUCAUGAUUUGGACCUUGUGAAAAUUAUUUUCGAUCAAGGUGUGGAAGUAAUUAAGUCAAAGGGAAUUGAAGAAUUCGAUGUGGAUCAAGGUUUCCCACCAGUUUCUGGUGUCUUGACAUGGAUCAACAAACUUCGUCUUCGAAUAACGAAACCGACAGAAGAGUUGCCUAAUAUUGAUUUUCAAGAAAUCCUUCAAACUGACGAAGGAGUUUACAUGAUGAACCGAUUAGAAGAAAUGUGCGCCUUACUUGACUCACUCGACAUGAAAAUAUUCCAAGAANAUAUAAAUAAUGAAAAUAAUAUGGAUGCAUGCGAUAUUAAAAUGAAGAACUCAUUGGAAGGAAUUGUCAUCAAAUGGGCGUUUCAAGUCGAUAAAGUGCUGAAAGAAACAUCUUCGAGUCUUUUCGAUAAAAACAAUCAUCCAACACCAAUGGCUGAGAUCGAUUUCUGGGAGAAACGACGAAAGAAUAUUAUGAACAUUUAUGAUCAAUUACGAGACCCAAGAGUGAAGAAAAUUGGAAGCAUUUUGGAACUUAUUGAUUCAGUUUACUUCAGUACAUUCAGCAACACAUUAAAAAGCAUUGUCACAUCACUUCAUGAAGCCAACGACAUCACGUUAUACUUGAAACCUUUGAUAAAAAUUUAUGAAAUCAAAACGAAAAUUAUUUUCCCACAGAAAGCGCAUAUCGAUCGGAUUGAGCGAGACGAUUUUCUUGAAAAUGAAGAUAAAAUUCGCCCACUUUAUCAUGUGAUUUGUCUAAUUUGGUCACAUUCAAAGUACUACGGAUUGAACAGUCGAAUAACGACACUUCUUCGAAUGGUCAACAACAUGAUGAUAGAAAGUGCAACGAAGUCACUUGAUCCAGGAUCUCUUUUUCAAGGAGAGCCCGAUGAAUCGUUAGUGACAUUAGAAAAAGUGAUUUUUAUCUUGGAAGGGCAUAAAGAUUGCUUCAAGGAAUAUCGUGACAAGUUACCGACAUAUGCACGUCCUGACAAAGAUGCAAUUUUAUGGUCAUUUCGGCCUAAAGAUAUUUUUGAAAGAUUCGAUUUAUUCCUGGAACGUCUUUACGUCGUUCGUGACAUUUUUGACACUGCAAAUGAAUUUAGCAAAGUUGAGAAAAUUGAACUUGGAGGGUUGAAAGGUCGUAAUUUGAGUCGCGGAAUGCAAGAAGCUUUCAAUGAUUUCAAAAAUCUUUACAUGAAAUGGACUCAAGUUCAAUUUGAUCCACUCGACCCAUCGCCACACUUGAAAGAUUUCGAGAAUGAAAGAAAAAGUUUUCAAGUAGAAUCGGAGAUUUUAGAACGAAGAUUAGCAGCAAUUCUCGUGCAAUCAUUCGACGAAUGUUACACAAUGGAAUCGCUUAUCAAGUUAAUUGAAGUAUGUGGAACUCUCUUACAAAGGCCAAUCAUUUACAAUGAAAUUAAGGAAAAGUUGAAUAAAAUUAUUGAGCUUUACAAUCAUGAUUUGGACCUUGUGAAAAUUAUUUUCGAUCAAGGUGUGGAAGUAAUUAAGUCAAAGGGAAUUGAAGAAUUCGAUGUGGAUCAAGGUUUCCCACCAGUUUCUGGUGUCUUGACAUGGAUCAACAAACUUCGUCUUCGAAUAACGAAACCGACAGAAGAGUUGCCUAAUAUUGAUUUUCAAGAAAUCCUUCAAACUGACGAAGGAGUUUACAUGAUGAACCGAUUAGAAGAAAUGUGCGCCUUACUUGACUCACUCGACAUGAAAAUAUUCCAAGAAUGGAAGAAGAAAGUUCCACAAGAGAUCAACACGAAUAUAAAUAAAUUCUUGUUGAAAUCAGUCAAUAAUGGUUUGUUGGAAUUGAAUUUCGAUCACGCUUUGCUUCGAGCUUUGAGAGAAGUUAAAAUGUUAAAAUUGAUGGGAAAGAUGGAAAUUCCUGACGUUGCAAUUGAAUUGUUUGAGUUCUCUGAAGAUUUGUGGACUGCUCGUGUUAAACUCUCAAGAAUCGUUGAAUGGUAUAAUGAAAUAAAGGAAAAGACUGAACCAUGUGAAUUUGAAAUAAUAAAGAAAGAUAUCGAACUGAUUGAUAAUAAGCUACAAGUAGCACUUGAAGUUGCUAAAUGGAGCGACUACCAGCAAGUUUACAUCGAUGAUCUUCAUUCAGAUAUCAAAAAUCUCCACACAAGAUUAAUUAAGACAAAAGAAAAUGUUGAGAAAAUAAUCGAAAGCUUAAAAUCUUGGGGAUCAAUGCCAAUGUACAUUCGUCAUGAUGGAAUCACUACAAAUCUCAUGAUUCCUGACGAAUUCCCGUCGUUCAUUCUUCGUCGUCAAGGAAAAUGUCGUCAAUCGAAAGUUUUAAUUGAUCGAAUUAUGGAUGAAAAUUUCAAGCUGUUCUUCAAUCUUCCCAUUAAAAUUGAAGAUGAGAUGUCAACAAAACGAUCUACAGUGGAAUCAAGAAGAUCAACGUUAGAAGAAGUAAAAUCUUUAGAAUCGACGAAGAGUUCAGAUCAUGCUGGCGAUGCAAUCGAUAAAACAGCUCAAGCUUCAGAUACAGAAUUGUACAUCAAACCGUUAAAAACGUCUUCAACUUCUGAUUCGUCUUUUGCUGAACCAAAUUAUGAUGCACCAAAGACAGACGAACAAUUAGCGCUCUUCAGACCUUACGAAGAGUACAUCGAUCAAGUCAUUUGGACAGAACUUCACAACGCUUUGCGUGUCAGUGUCAAAUAUAUCAAACUUGAAAUGGAGAAUCGAUUGGAGAGCAAUUCACCGAUUUUUGAGUCAAAACUAGAAUUGCAACUCACAAGAAUUGUUUUCACACCACCAAUGGAGAAAAUCUCAAACACUGACUUUACCAUGAUGGAAAUUAUCCGAUCAAUGAUUGCAAAUAUCUUCAACAUUUCGGAAAUGAUUCCAUUAGUUGCUCAACCAUUAAAUUCAAAAGAUAUUGAAGAGACUUUUGCUUCGUUUGUUGAAGCUAUCGACACUCAAUCAUCUCGCGAUAUUGCAGACAUUAAUGAGAUGCAAUUGGAUAUAAUGGCACUAACUCGUGACACAAUACAAAGCGCCAUAAAUUUUGCUCGUUCAUUCGAGAAAUACAAAUUUUUAUGGCCCUCAGAUGAGAAACGUCAAGCCGGUCUUGAAACGUUCUUAAAGUUUGGAAGACUUUUGACAGAAGAUGAACAAGAAAACUAUAAAGAAGGAACUUUAGAGCUGAAAAUGAAAGCGCCAACAUUAGAAUCGUUUAGAGAAGUGAUUGAUUAUUACAGUGAUCUUUAUGAAGAAAUCAACAAAUUGGAAACUAUCAAAAUUUUCCAUUCAUGGCUUAAGAUAGACUUGAAAAGUUUAAAAUAUGGAAUGUUGAACAAUGUGUGCAAAUGGAGAUUUUUAUUCCAAAAAUAUCUCAAAGAUAAAGUUGAAAAUGAUCUCGAUGAGUUACAAAACUUUAUUAUUGAAAGCACGGAGUCACUUAAACAAGAAGCAACGAAUGAAGAUUCUGUGACAUUGCUUAAGAUUUUGAAGACAAUUGGAAGUAUAAAUGAUCGUGAAUAUAAAACUGACAAUAUGUUUGAUCCGUUGAAAGAGAUUGUCGACUUAUUGAAGUCAUACGACAUGGUGUUUAGUGAUUAUGUGAUGAAUCAGUUUGCAGAGUUACCCGAACGAUGGAUAACUUUGAAGAAACUUGCAGUACUUGUAAAGACAGCAAUCGCUCCUAUUCAAGCAUUUCAAGUUGAUCUCAUUAAAAAGAAAAUUUCAAUGUUUGAUAUAAGAAUCAAACUCACACAUGAGAACUUCUUUAAAAAUCCAUUUUUCGAUGUUCCAUGUCCAAAUGUUUAUGAGUUAUGUGACUUAAUUAACGAAGAAUUGAAGGACAUGGAAAGACAAAAUGCUGGUUUAUGUGAAUCAGCAACACAUUUCCAAUUAAAUCCACCAGACGAUACAAAACUUCUUCAUUGUCGAAAACUUGUUAAGAUGGUUAAACAAAUUUGGGAUUUCUUAUUUGCUGUUUCAUCUUGCAUUGAUGAUUGGAAGAAGACGGCAUGGAAGAAAAUAAAUGUUGAAGAAAUGGAAACAGAAUGCAAAAGAUUCUCGAAGGAUAUGAGAAAUUUCGACAAGGAAGUUCGUUUCCAAAUGACUGACACGACGACUCUUGCUGAUCUUCUUGAACUACAAUUACACAAAUACGAAGAUGAAGUCAAGAACAUUGUCGAUAAAUCUGUGAAGGAAAUGGCGAUGGAAAAAGUUCUCAACGACUUGGAAUACAAUUGGAAGACUCUCGAGUUUGCAACUGAUCUUCAUGUCCGAACGAAACUUAAAGUUCUUCGUGUAUCGGAAGAAAUUCUUGAAGCUUUGGAAGACAAUCAAGGACAAUUACAAAACAUGAUGUCAUCAAAGUUCAUCGGAUAUUUCUUCAAAAGAGUCACUGAAUGGCAAAAUCUUUUAUCAAAUGCUGAUCAAGUGAUUGGAGGUUGGACUGAAGUUCAACGGAAGUGGAUGUAUUUGGAAAGUAUUUUCAUUGGAUCGGAAGAUAUCAGAAAUCAAUUACCGGAAGAAGCUAAGCGAUUCGAAGAAGUCGAUAAAGGAUUUCGAACAUUGUUGUCUGACGUAAGCAGUCACUUGAACGUCAUCAAAGCUACAAACAAGGCAGGACUUUACGACAAGCUUGACGCACUUCUGAAGCAAUUAGUUUUGUGUGAAAAAGCUCUUAACGACUACUUGGAAACCAAACGUCUUGCUUUUCCUCGAUUUUACUUCGUUUCAAGUGCUGAUCUGUUAGACAUUCUGUCCAAUGGAAAUUCACCCGAACUUGUCGGUCGUCAUCUCACAAAACUUUACGAUUCAAUUGCUAAAUUAAUUUUUGAGGGUGGAACAAAACUGGCAAAACAAAUGGUUUCAAAGGAAAAUGAUGAAGUUGUUGCGUUGCGUGAACCUUGCAAUUGUAAAGGGAAAGUUGAAGUUUGGUUGAAUGAUUUAACGAAAGAAAUGCGAAAAACUUUACACGAAUUAUUUAAGAAUUCUGUGAUUGCUUAUGAAGACAAACCGAGAGAAGUUUGGGUGUUUGAUUGGCCAGCUCAACCGGCCUUGUGCACGACACAAAUCUGGUGGACAACUGAAGUUAAUGUUGCAUUUAGUAAACUUGAAGAAGGCUACGAAAACUCAAUGCGUGAUUAUCAGAAAAAGCAAAUUCAACAGUUAAACUCAUUGAUUGAGUUGCUUCUUGGAGAUCUUUCAGUUGGUGAUCGUCAAAAAAUCAUGACAAUUUGUACGAUUGACGUUCAUUCUCGUGAUGUUGUUGCAAAAAUGAUUACACAAAAAAUUGGAACAGGAAAUUCGUUUCAAUGGCAAAGUCAGUUACGUCAUCGAUGGGAUUCGUCACAAAAUGAUUGUUUUGCAAAUAUUUGUGACGCUGAAUUUCGUUAUGAUUAUGAAUAUUUGGGAAACACUCCACGUCUUGUUAUCACGCCUUUGACUGAUCGUUGCUACAUUACAUUAACACAAAGUUUGCAUCUUGUUAUGGGUGGCGCACCAGCUGGUCCUGCUGGAACUGGCAAGACGGAAACAACGAAAGAUUUAGGAAGAGCUCUUGGCGUUAUGGUUUACGUUUUCAACUGCAGUGAACAAAUGGAUUACAAAUCAUGCGGAAAUAUUUAUAAAGGUCUCGCACAAACUGGAGCCUGGGGAUGUUUUGAUGAAUUCAAUCGAAUAUCAGUUGAAGUCUUGUCAGUUGUUGCUGUUCAAGUGAAGACGAUACAAGAUGCAAUAAAGGCAACAAAAAGUCAAUUCAACUUCAUGGGUGAAACGAUUUCAUUGAUACCAACAAUCGGCCUUUUCAUUACAAUGAAUCCUGGUUAUGCAGGAAGAACUGAACUUCCAGAAAAUUUAAAAGCACUUUUUCGGCCAUGCGCUAUGGUUGUGCCUGACUUUGAAUUGAUUUCUGAAAUCAUGUUGGUUGCUGAAGGCUUUCAAGAAGCUCGAUUGCUUGCUAGGAAAUUCAUCACACUUUACACGUUGUGCAGAGAAUUGCUAUCGAAGCAAGAUCAUUAUGAUUGGGGACUUCGAGCUAUUAAAUCGGUUUUAGUUGUGGCUGGUUCAUUGAAGCGUGGGGACCGACAAAGACCUGAAGAUCAAGUGUUGAUGCGAGCUCUUCGUGAUUUCAAUGUUCCGAAAAUUGUCACAGCUGAUUUAGAAGUUUUCAUGGGAUUGAUUGGUGACUUGUUUCCAGCUCUUGAUGUCCCAAGGAAAACUAAUCCAGAAUUGGAAGCGAUGAUCCGAACAGCAGCAAGUGAGUUGUCGUUGCAACCUGGUGAAGGCGAUGGCUUCAUUCUUAAAAUCGUACAACUUGAAGAGUUAUUUGCUGUGCGGCAUUCAGUUUUUAUUGUUGGAAAUGCUGGCACAGGCAAAAGUCAAGUUUGGAAAACGCUUUUUAAGACAUAUCAAAUUCAAAAGCGUAAACCGCACUUCAAUGACUUAAAUCCAAAAGCUGUCACAAACGAUGAACUGUUUGGAAUUAUAAAUCCAUCAACAAGAGAGUGGAAAGAUGGACUUUUCUCAACAAUAAUGCGAGAUCAAGCAAACAUUGCUGGUGAUGGACCUAAAUGGAUUGUUCUUGAUGGUGACAUUGAUCCAAUGUGGAUUGAAUCAUUGAACACUGUGAUGGAUGAUAAUAAAGUUUUGACACUUGCAAGUAACGAGAGAAUUGCUUUAACUAAACAAAUGCGAUUGUUGUUUGAGAUUUCAAAUCUUAGAACUGCAACACCAGCAACUGUAUCUCGAGCUGGAAUUCUUUACAUCAAUCCACAAGACCUUGGAUGGACUCCUUUUGUUACUUCUUGGACUAAUUCACGAUUAGAUGCGCAAGAAAGAAAAUAUUUGGAAAUUUUAUUUAACAAAUACAUUCCAUCGUUACUUGAAAACCACAAGAAGUUUAAGAAGAUCACGCCGAUUUCUGAAAUUGCAAUGAUUCAAAUGACUUGCUUUCUACUUGAUUGCUUAUUGACGCCACAAAAUGUUCCACCUGAGAGUCCUAGAGAACUUUAUGAACUGUACUUUUGUUUUGCUGCUAUUUGGGGUUUUGGAUCUGCAUGCUUUCAAGAUCAGCUUCUUGAUUGGAGAAAUGAGUUCAGCAAAAGCUGGUUGAAUGAAUUUAGGGACAUAAAAUUCCCACCAAAUGGAACAGUUUUUAAUUAUUACAUUGAUUCAGUGACAAAAGCAUUCCGUCCUUGGUCGGAUCUGGUUGGAAAGUAUGAAAUGGAUGCUGACAUUCCUCUGCAAUCAACAUUGGUUCCAACUGCUGAUACGACAAGACUUCGCUGGUUUAUGGAUAUUCUCAUCGAGAAGAAGCAUCCCGUGAUGCUUGUUGGUGGCGCUGGUUCAGGAAAAAGUGUCAUCGUAUCUGAUAAACUUCAAAAUCUUCCAGAUCGAUAUUUAGUUCAAAAUGUUCCAUUUAAUUUCUAUACAACUUCGGAGAUGUUACAGAAAAGUCUUGAGAAGCCAUUGGAGAAGAAAGCUGGUAGAAAUUUUGGACCGCCAGGAAAUAAAACGAUGAUCUAUUUCAUCGAUGAUAUGAAUAUGCCACGGGUUGAUACUUAUGGGACUGUUCAAGCUCACACUCUUAUUAGGCAAUUUAUUGAUUACAAGCAUUGGUACGAUCGAACUAAACUUACUUUGAAAGACAUUCUCAAUGUACAAUUUGUAUCAAGUAUGAAUCCAACUGCUGGAUCAUUCACAAUCAAUCCAAGACUUCAAAGACAUUUUUGUGUGUUUGCGAUCAACUUUCCUUCAGCUGAUUCAAUGUUUCAUAUUUAUAAUGAAAUCUUAUCACAACAUUUAAUGAAUCCGUUGAACAAGUUUAACGCUGGUGCUCAACGAGUUUGUGAGCAGCUUGUUUCAGCAGCACUUAAUCUUCAAACAAGAAUGUCGCAAGUUUUCCUACCGACAGCUGUGAAAUUUCAUUACAUUUUCAACUUACGCGAUAUGGCGAAUAUUUUUCAAGGCAUUUUAUUUGGAAAUGGUGAUACAUGUCCAGAUGGUAAUCAAUUGAUAAAGCUUUGGGAAUGGCCGAGACUGAAUGUACUUUUGGAAGAGGCACAAGGAAAUUAUAACGAACUUGUCGGAUCGAUGAAUUUGGUGCUGUUUGAAGAUGCAAUGUCACACAUUUGUCGCAUUAGUAGAAUCUUGGAAGGUCCUCGAGGAAAUGCCCUUUUGAUUGGUGUUGGGGGAUCAGGAAAACAGUCACUCGCUAGACUCGCUGCAUUCAUAUCAAACUUGGAAGUCUUUCAAAUUCAAUUGAAGAAAGGAUAUUCGUUGAUUGACAUGAAAGCAGACAUCGCUGCACUUUAUCUGAAAGCUGGUUUGAAAAAUAUUUCUUGUAUGCAUUUAUUGACAGACUCGCAAAUAGCUGAUGAAUCUUAUUUAGUGUUAAUUAAUGAUAUGUUGGCGUCUGGUGAAAUUAUGGAACUUUUCCCAGACGAUGAGAUUGACAACAUUGCAAAUGGUGUACGAAAUGAACUCAAACAGCUCGCAAUUAUGGAUACAAAGGAGAAUUGUUGGAGAUAUUUCAUUGAUAAAGUGAGACGAAUGUUGAAAACUGUUCUGUGCUUCUCACCUGUCGGAUCGACGUUACGUGUUCGCUCAAGAAAAUUCCCUGCGAUUGUAAAUUGUGCACAAAUUGAUUGGUUUCAUGAAUGGCCACAAAAUGCUCUCGAAUCUGUGUCGAAAAGAUUUCUAUCAGAAGUUGAUGUUCUUCCAGUUCAAAUUCUCGAUUCAGUUGCAGUUUUCAUGGCUUAUGUACACAGCACUGUCAAUGAAAUGUCUCAAGUUUACUUUCAAAAUGAAAAACGCUACAAUUACACAACACCAAAGUCAUUUCUUGAACUUAUCUCACUCUUCUCAAAGCUUCUUGUUCAGAAAAAUCUCGAAUUCAAAGAUCGAGUGCAACGUUUGGAAAAUGGUUUAAUAAAACUUGCACAAUGUGCAAUUCAAGCUGAAUCAUUGAAGAAGGAUUUGGCAGUUCAAGAAGUGGAAUUGAAAGUGAAAAAUGAUGCUGCUGACAUUCUUAUCGCAACAGUUAAUGAAGAAAACGAACGAGUUCAGAUAAGCAAGAAUGGAGCGACAGAGAAGCAACGUGGAGUUAACAUCAUGAAAGAGACAAUAACAACUGAAAAGAAAUCAAACGAAGAAGAAUUGAGAAGAGCAAAACCAGCACUCGAUCGUGCAGCUGAAGCUUUAAACACUUUAAACAAAACAAAUUUAACUGAAUUGAAAUCAUUUGGAUCACCACCAGAAAUUGUUGUGAAAGUUUGUGCCGCUGUUCUUGUUCUUUUUUCGAAAGGAAAAAUUCCGAAAGAUCGAAGUUGGAAGCAAUGCAAGCUGAUGAUGAAUAAAGUUGACGAAUUCUUGUUCAAUUUGGUGAACUUUGACAAAGACAACAUUCCACACGAAGUUAUCAAAGAAAUUAACAUUUAUAAGGAAGAUCCUGAAUUUGAUGGUGAGAAGAUAACAUCUCGUUCAUUGGCAGCUGCUGGUCUUGCUAAAUGGGUCGUUGGUAUUGUGGGCUACAAUGAAGUUUAUUUACUUGUUGAACCAAAGAUUCGAGCUGUGAAAGAGUCAGAGAAGGCACUUGCAGAAGCUCAAGCAGAAGUCGAUGAAUUGGAAGCCAAAGUUGAAGCAUUGGAACAAGCAUUAAUGGCAAUUAAAGCGAAACAAGAUGAAGCUGAAGCUGAAAAGAAAGUUUGUCAAGAUGAAGCUGAUAAAACUGCACAUCAAAUUGAUCUCGCUUAUCGUUUAGUUAAUGGACUUCAAUCUGAAAAUGUUCGAUGGCGUGAUUUAAUUUAUUCAUUCCAAGCAAAGCUUGUGACACUUCCUGGUGAUAUUUUGUUGAUUUCAUGCUUCAUUUCUUAUGCUGGUUGCUUCACACGUCGAUAUCGUCUUGAAAUGUUAAACUCGAAAUGGAUUCCAACGUUCUUGAAAAUAAAACCUGAAAUUUCAUACUCUGAAAACACCGAUCCACUUGCUUUGAUUUGUGAUGACGCACAAAUAGCGCAAUGGAAUAACGAAGGUUUACCAUCUGAUCGAAUGUCAACAGAGAAUGCUGUCAUUUUAAUUAAUUCAUCACGAUGGCCUUUGAUUAUCGAUCCACAAUUGCAAGGAGUCAAAUGGAUUAAGCAAAAGUACGGCGAUAGCUUAGUAGUGCUUCGGUUAACUCACAAAGGCUAUUUAGACGUUAUUGAACGUGCGAUCACAAACGGUGACAUUUUACUCAUUGAGAAUAUUGAAGAAUCUGUUGAUGCUGUGUUGGAUCCACUCUUGGGACGUGCGCUUAUCAAGAAAGGAAAAUGCAUAAAAAUUGGCGAUCGUGAAAUUGAUUACAAUGAAAAUUUCCGAUUAAUUCUUCAAACGAAACUUGCUAAUCCACAUUACAAACCUGAAAUGCAAGCACAGACAACACUCAUAAAUUUUACUGUUACGAGAGAUGGCUUAGAGGAACAACUCUUAGCGGAAGUCGUUAAAGCUGAACGACCUGAUCUUGAGACACAAAAAGCGACAUUAACUCAAGAAGAGAAUAGUUACAAAAUUCUUCUGAAGCAAUUGGAAGAUGACUUACUAAGUCGAUUAAGUUCAGCAGGUGAAAAUGUUCUGGAAGAUCCAUCGCUUGUGUAUAAUUUAGAGAAGACAAAGAAAACAUCAGCGGAGAUUCAAAGCAAACGUGAAUUGACAAAAACGACAACAGCUAAAAUUGACAGCACUCGAGAAUGUUAUCGACCAGCUGCUGAACGUGCAUCGAUUAUUUACUUCAUUCUUAAUGAGUUACAUAAAAUCAAUCCAAUUUAUCAAUUUUCACUCAAAGCAUUCACAGUCGUGUUCAGAGAUGCAAUCAUGAAAGCACCACAAACUGAAGACGACGCUGAACGUGUAAAGAAUUUAAUAAGUUCGAUUACAUUUGCCGUGUUUAUGUACACGUCUCGUGGUCUCUUUGAACGUGACAAGUUGAUAUUUAUGUCACAAAUGGUUAUUCAAAUCGAAAUGCAAGCAAAAGAAAUUGUUCCAAAUGAAUUGGAUUUCCUUUUACGUUUUCCUUACACACCAAACGUUCAAUCACCUGUUGAUUUCUUAACAAAUACAUCGUGGGGUGGCGUAUUAGCACUCAGUAAUUUAAGUGAAUUUAUGAGCUUAGAAAAAGAUAUUGAAAGUUCACCAAAUCGAUGGAAGAAAUACGUUGACGAAGAAACACCCGAGAAAGUUAAAUUGCCUGGCGAAUGGAAACAAAAAACGGCUUUGCAACGUCUUUGUAUCAUCAGAUGUUUGCGACCUGAUAGAAUGACUUAUGCAAUGCGUGAAUUUGUUCGUGAGAAACUCGGUUCAAUUUAUGUUGAAUCUCGAACGAUUGAAUUUGCUAAGUCAUAUGAAGAAAGCAGCAACACGACGCCGAUUUUCUUCAUCUUAUCACCUGGUGUUGAUCCAUUGAAAGAUGUUGAGAAGGUUGGAAAGAAACUUAAAUUUUCUGAAGAUUAUGGAAAUUUCCAUAAUGUGUCACUUGGUCAAGGUCAGGAGAUUGUGGCUGAGAAUGCAAUUGACGUUGCUUCACGUCGUGGUCAUUGGGUGAUUCUUCAGAACAUUCAUCUCGUGUCAAAAUGGUUGUCAACGUUGGAGAAGAAAAUGGAAUCAACACUUGAUGAUUCACAUGAAAAUUAUCGUUUGUUUGUCAGUGCUGAACCUGCAGAAGCAGCUGAAUAUCACAUCAUACCUCAAGGUAUCUUAGAAUCAGCGAUAAAAAUAACUAAUGAACCACCAACUGGAAUGCAGGCAAACAUGCGUAAAGCACUUGACAACUUCAAUCAAGAAACAUUGGAAAUGUGCUCGAAGGAAUCGGAAUUCAAAGCUGUUUUGUUCGCACUUUGCUUCUUCCACGCAGUUGUAGCUGAACGAAGGAAGUUCGGCCCUCAAGGAUGGAAUCGAAACUAUCCGUUCAAUGUCGGUGACUUAACCAUCAGCGUUUAUGUUUUGUACAAUUAUUUGGAAGCAAACAGUAAAGUUCCGUGGGAAGAUUUGAGAUAUUUGUUUGGUGAAAUCAUGUACGGUGGUCACAUAACUGAUGAUUGGGAUCGACGAUUGUGUAGAACAUACCUGGAAGAAACGAUGAUUCAUGAACUUGUUGAUGGCGAUUUGAGCUUUUGCACGGGCUUUCCAGCUCCACCCAAUCUUGAUUUUAUUGGCUAUCACACUUAUAUCGAUGAAUUUAUGCCACCCGAGUCGCCAGCACUUUACGGACUUCAUCCGAAUGCUGAAAUUGGAUUUUUGACGACAGUCGCUGAAAACCUUUUCAAGACAAUAUUCGAGCUUCAACCGAGAGAUUCUGGUGGUGGUGGCAGCGGUGGAGUUGCAAGUUCUCGCGAGGAAAUUGUUCGAGCGUUAGUCGAUGAUUUAUACGACAAGUUACCAGAAGAGUUUAUCAUGAUGGAAUUGUAUGGCAGAACAGAAGAUCGUUCACCUUACGUUCUUGUCGCAUUUCAAGAGUGCGAAAGGAUGAACAUGCUCGUGUCAGAAUUGAAAAGAUCAUUAAAAGAACUUCGAUCUGGCUUGAAAGGUGAAUUGACAAUUUCAUCAGACAUGGAAGCGUUGAUGGCUGCAAUUUUCUUUGAUAAAAUUCCUGAUUCAUGGGCGAAACGAGCUUAUCCAAGUCUUCUAGGACUUCAAUCGUGGUUUGCUGAUUUGAUGAUACGAUCGAAGGAACUUGAGAAUUGGGCAACUGACUUUGUGUUGCCACCAACCAUUUGGCUGUCUGGCUUCUUUAAUCCACAAUCUUUUCUCACCGCAAUCAUGCAACAAACCGCUAGAAAGAAUGAAUGGCCACUUGACAAGAUGUGUUUGAAUUGUGACGUGACAUCAAAGCAACGAGAUGACUUUCAAGGUCCACCAAAGGAAGGUGCUUACAUCAGUGGAAUCUUCAUGGAAGGAGCUCGUUGGGAUACCAAACUUGGUUCCAUCACUUCUUCUCGACUUAAGGAACUCUUCCCACAAAUGCCAGUCAUUUACAUCAAAGCUGUUACUCAAGACAAGCAAGAUACGAGAAAUAUUUACGAAUGUCCAUUAUACAAGACUCGUGCACGUGGUCCAACAUUUGUUUGGACAUUUAAUCUAAAAACAAAACAAAAAGCUGCAAAAUGGACACUUGGAGGUGUUGCACUGUUGUUACAAGUUUAA
Messenger RNA from Clunio marinus, 14871 nucleotides. The record is from the annotation of a GenBank genome assembly. NCBI's taxonomy places the organism in Eukaryota, Metazoa, Arthropoda, Insecta, Diptera, Chironomidae.